This is a messenger RNA of Lolium rigidum, 1488 nucleotides long. Its product is annotated as E3 ubiquitin-protein ligase DIS1-like. Gene Ontology annotation, biological process: multicellular organism development; ubiquitin-dependent protein catabolic process. Gene Ontology annotation, cellular component: cytoplasm. The transcript has 4 exons. Lineage: Eukaryota; Viridiplantae; Streptophyta; Magnoliopsida; Poales; Poaceae. The coding region runs from base 135 to 1040 and encodes 301 amino acids. Gene Ontology annotation, molecular function: ubiquitin protein ligase activity; zinc ion binding; protein binding. The record is from RefSeq and is a predicted model, not a curated record.
CCAUCCCAUCCGAGCGAGGUCAAAUCCCCUCUUCCUCGCCGGCUUGCUUGGCCCCUCCUCCCCGUUCCGAUCGCCGCCGCCGUCUCGCCGUCCCUGCCAUCCCUGCUGAGGAUUCUGCAUCUAUAGGGUUGACCAUGGCAUCAGCUGCUUAUCUUGAUGACACCGAUGCUGAAGUUAUUGACCCUCCAAAGAAUGAGAUGUUAGAUGUCGCCGAACUUGUCGGUGAUCUUAUCAACCAUUCACCGAAACCAAAUAUGAUAGUUUCUAGCAAUGUGCGUGAGCUACUGGAAUGCCCUGUGUGUUUGGUUGCCAUGUAUCCUCCAAUCCAUCAGUGCUCCAAUGGCCAUACCAUAUGUUCUGGAUGCAAGCCAAGGGUUCAUAAUCGCUGCCCAACUUGCAGGAGUGAAUUGGGUAACAUAAGAUGCCUUGCUCUGGAGAAGGUUGCUGCGUCUCUAGAAGUUCCAUGCAAGUUCCAAAACUUUGGAUGCUUGGGAAUAUAUCCCUAUUAUUGCAAGCUGAAACAUGAAUCCCAGUGCCAAUACAGACCCUAUACUUGCCCAUAUGCGGGAUCUGAAUGCACUGUCGCUGGUGACAUCCCAUAUCUAGUGAAUCACUUGAAGGAUGAUCAUAAGGUUGACAUGCACAGUGGAAGCACAUUUAAUCAUCGUUACGUCAAGUCAAAUCCUCACGAAGUUGAGAACGCCACAUGGAUGCUUACGGUUUUCAGCUGCUUUGGCCAGUACUUCUGCCUGCACUUUGAGGCCUUCCAGUUGGGGAUGGCGCCUGUCUACAUCGCCUUCCUCAGGUUCAUGGGAGACGAUGCUGAAGCUAAGAACUACACCUACAGCCUGGAGGUUGGAGGCAUUAAUCGUAAAAUGACCUGGCAAGGUAUCCCUCGAAGCAUCAGAGAUAGCCACAGGAAAGUUCGGGAUAGCUACGACGGGCUCAUCAUCCAGCGGAACAUGGCCCUGUGCUUCUCUGGUGGCGACAGGAAGGAGCUCAAACUGCGGGUCACUGGGAGGAUUUGGAAGGAACAAUGAAUUGUAACUGCAUGCUGAAACGAUGCGCUCCUUCAUUCCGGCGAUCCAAGACAAACCGAAGCGCUAAAUGCGUAAGCAAAUCGGUGCGAGGACUUAAUUAGGACUAAGUAAUGGUGUGUAGAUUUGUCUUAUGCCAGUGAGCUUGUAGUAGUUCAAAAUGGUUUAAUGGAUGGUUGUUCAGUGAACCGAGGUGGUACUGAUGAUGUGGUAGAACUGGUUGUCAUGUGAACUGAGGUGGUACUGGUGUAGUAGAGCUGGUUGUCAUGUGAACCGAGGUGGUGAUGUGGUAGAGCUGAAAGCAAAUCUCCUGUUUUUGCUUUUUACAAGAGCUGGCUGGCCACUGCGCCGCCGUUUUGGGUGAGAUAUUGUUGGUGAUUGUGGAAUGUAAAUCAUGUAGCUCCCCUCCGUAUGAGACUCUAAUGAUAUCAGCCCCUCCGAUUGCUUUGAA